This is a messenger RNA of Nicotiana attenuata, 1935 nucleotides long. Its product is annotated as myb-like protein X. The transcript has 2 exons. Bases 279 to 1730 code for a protein of 483 amino acids. Lineage: Eukaryota; Viridiplantae; Streptophyta; Magnoliopsida; Solanales; Solanaceae. The record is from RefSeq and is a predicted model, not a curated record.
GAUCUCCCUCACUGUGCACACUACUAAGUACAGACUUUCUUUCUAGAUCCGAAUAAGAAAGAGAGACAGAAGAAUUAUAGAGAGAGAGAUGUUGAAGGCCGCUUUAUAUUUCUCUUCAUACCUACACUUAGACUAUUUAAGGAAAACUCUUUGACUAAGAUACAGUAUUACUUUCCUUUUUCCCAUUUCUUGACCUUGGAGUUUGGAACUAAGUUCUUUGCUUUCUGCUCCUUUUUUCAGAUUCAAUAACUCUUUGCAUACAGGUAGUAAAACUCACCAUGUACAAGCAGUCACCCAGUAGGAACCAUAGAUCCAAAGGAAUCAAGCUUAAGCAUGUUUUACAAAUCUGUUUGUUGCUUGCUGUUUGCUUUUGGUUGAUUUACCAGGUCAAGCACUCCCAUGAUAAAAAGAAAGAAUUUGAUGAAAAUGAUGCUAAGUUUCCCAUAAAGACUGAAAGUAGCAAUGAGCCUGUGAAAUUUGGAAGGAAAGAUCUCCAACCCCGGAUUGAGGGAUUUGAUACAGUUAAUGAGAAGCAUAAAGACGAACCAGAAGAUGAAACAGUGGAAGAUGAAGAAGGGAAUAAGCCUGAGGAAGAAGAUCUAGAAGAGGAGAACAAGAUUAAAGAGAAGAAUGUUGAACACACAGAAGAUGGAGAAGACGAGGUCAAUGAUCACGAUCAAGAGAAGUCUGAUGUAGAGGUGGAUCAAGAAGAGGAUAUUGUUGAUGAAGACAAGGAAAGAGGAGAAGAUGAUGAGAAGGAAACUGAAGAGAGAGAUCCUGAAGUGAAUGAUAGUCAGAUGGAGGAAGAGAAUUUGUUGGAGGACCAUGAUCAUGAUGAGGAUUCGAGCAGUUCGCAUGAGGCGCGUGAAGAACAUUAUAAAGCAGAUGAUGCUUCAAGUGCAGUAACUCAUGAUACAGUCAUAACAACCACUGAAAAUGAUAGUGGUAAGAUAGAAAAAGAAGCAGAACAUGCUGCUGAAGUGACGAGUGAAGUUGGUGUUAAUAACAGUAUGCAGAUCAAUACUGGCCAAAACACAACAGCAGACGUUAAAGCAGAUGGAGAAGGCAGUCCUCCAAACACAACAAACAGUGAAGAAAAGCAUGAUGAUCCAAUCUCAUCCACUGCUACAGAUGCUUCGGUUUCAAAUUCCACAAUAACAGAAGGAUUAACGGAUAACUCUGGAUCGAGAACCCACUCGACAGAAGUGAGCACACAGAUGCAUGAUAUAUCUCUACAGAAUGGAACCCAGGCAGUUACUCAAGAAUAUAAUGCUACUGUAGAGGACACAACUUCUGGAGGUUCCAGCCUAUCAAUUAGUUCUUCACAGCAAAGAAGCAACCCUACAGAUAUGGCGGAUAAUCAACUUGUUUCUAAUUUAUCAUUUUCUUCUAAAAACGAUGGGGUAGACUCAACCCCGGUAGAUUCUUUGAACGUGUCUGGUGAUACGGAGUCUUCUCUGGCUGAAAAAGUCAUCCGGGGUAAUGCAACUGUUGAAGCAGUAGAUAACAAUGUGACUGAGGUUGAGAAUACAGAUACUAGUGAUGAAAAUGGAACUACUGAUGAAGGCGUGGAUGCUUCAAUUUCUGAGAAUUUGGGAGAAGUUCAAGAUGAUCCGAUUGAUACUUCUGACUCGUCCACCCACUUGGAAGAGAAACAUAUCCGCACGGACUUGGAAACUCUUCCUGAAAUACAAACUGAAGGAAACAUGGAAGAUGCUGCAGCAGAGUGAAACUGUAAAAUUAGAGGGUAGUGUGUUUAGUUUUGGUGAUAAGAAAUUCACAUUUUUCGUUUUUUAUUUUAUUUUGACGAAUGUGCAAAUUUUAAAAGUUGUUAUAGACUACGUGAAUGUUGCUAGCAAAAUAUAGGCAAGAGUGAAAGGUUCAAUUUGUAUAAUCGUUUCUAGCCUCUUAUAUUACCAGUGUGUGUUCCAUCUC